AUGAGGGACUUGCAAAAAAGCCAAAUGGAAGUGGUGAACAAAACCCUCACCGAGGCCACCGCGGUCAUGAAGACACUCCACACUCCAAAGGCGAGUCUCAUUCACAUCGAAAGCCUUGUGUGCCUCACGGCGAUGUUACUAUUGCUUCGCACCAUCUUUGGCUCACUGGGGCGUCGGCACAAUGUCCGGAAGCUCAAAUUCAUGUUGUGGGCAGGAUCCACGCUCGGUCUCGUGGACACCAUCUCGAGCUUCUUCAUCACUUACACGCUCGGUCUCAUGCAUGAAACGUCGUUCCAAACUGAGCUGUUCCCGGUUUGGGCCACUUUCUUGAUUGUCUUCUUCAGGAGCUCGGACUCAUUCUCCGCCUACAACGGACUUGAGGACAACGACUGGAGGAAGAACUACCAUUGGCAACGUUUGUUCGAGAACAUCUUGUUAGCCAAGUUGUUGUCCAUGCAUGUGAGGAUGUCGCCGAUGAUUUGGGGGGUCAUGACAAUUUGGGGGGUCAUGACAAUUUGGGGGGUCUUCUGUCUACUCCAAUUCGCGCAGCUCAUGGUCAGUAAAAAAGCAAAGUCUCUCCUGACUGCUCAAGGGUAUGACCUACAGAGAUCCACCAAAUUGAUCUCCGACUACAUGAGCUCCGAGCACCAGACGUCAGAUCCGUGCAAUCCCGACCCUAUCCAGAUGAGAGGAUACAACUAUGUUGUGAGAGGUGAAGAGACAACAUGGGUAAACGGUUCACCCCUGGAAAUCACAGACAAAGUCGUCACGGUCGUGAAGGUGUGGGCAUGCCAAGGAUCGCUUUUGAGCUCGACAGGCGGGGACAAAGACGGCAAGCUCAAGGACAUUUGCCUAUCGUUUUCGCUCUACAAGCUUCUCUCCUUGAGAUUUUGCAGCUAUUCGUUGCCCAAAGAAGCUCACAAAAAGCUGUGGACGUUGAUUCGGAAUGGUUUGCUUGAAGAAAAAAAUGGCUACGAGCGAGCAUUUAGGGUCAUUGAGGUAGAGCUUUCCUUUCUUUUUGAUUUGCUCUACACUAAGUGCCCGAUCAUCUUCCAGCCGGUCCUUUGGCAACUAAAGGUGACGGAGCUCUUGUUAUUGGUCAUUGGUUCUCAGGCCACAAUCGGACUUUGUUUCGCAUCGUACAACUUGAAUAGACCCCAGGAUGAAGUUCAACUGGCUACUUCAGGCGGGUUGAGCAUCGACGUUCUGGUGACGUCGCUUAUUCUUACGUUAUUCACAUUUGUGCAGCUUGGACAGCUUUUCUUCAUGGCCAUCUCGGAGUGGGCGAAAGUAUCAUUGCUAUGCAAGUAUGUACAAACUCCCUCGUGGCAUGAGAAGAAAUGUAUGCCGAAGCUGAUAGGACUAAUAUGCCGGAUGCGAUCACGGAAGCCUUGGGAAAGGAAACUUCGCCAAUACUCGCUUCUCGAGUCGCAUGGUUACACCCCUCCGCUGUGGCUAUACAAUCAGAUCACAGCUGCGUAUAUUGAUCAAAAAAGGGACGGUAAAAAAGAAAGCAAGCCUGCCGAGUUGUCAUCGGAAGUGAAACAAGCCGUUUUCCAUUAUUUAAUGUUGAAUUCCGGGGUAUUGGAGAAUGGAGAAGCUUCUUUGAGACUAAACCAAGUGGCAGGUAAGCUCUCGUGGGCGUGUAGGCUCGAGACGCAGACUCAAGUCAUAAUUGUGUGGCAUAUUGCCACAAGUAUUUGCGAGCACGAAGUGCGAAUUUCAGAUUCAAACUUUCUCGUGGCGUCCAGCUUAUCCAAAUAUCUUGCUUACUUGGUAGAGUUCUCUCCAGAGUUGUUACCUAAUCACCCCUACGAUUCUGAGUUUGUAUUCGAUAAAGUCAUUAUCGAAUCAAGAAAAUUGCUCAAAGGGUGCACGACUGGAGGAGAAAAAAUCCGGAAAUUGAAGGAGAUUGGUAAUACAACGGAUGACACCAGCAGCUUGAUGAAGUGGGGUGCACAGUUAGGGCAGCAAUUGCUGGAUGUCGGAGAAGGUCCAAACUUUAUUUGGAAGGUGUUGGCCGAGUUUUGGGCGGAACUUAUGGUGUAUGUGGCUCCAUCCGACGAUGCGAAAGCACACGCGGAGCACUUGGUUAUGGGUGGGGAGUUCGUGACUCACUUGUGGGCUUUGGUCUCUCAUGCCGGCAUGGAGCGUGAACCUCCUGUUGAGCAACCUACUCUCAACAGAAGCCCAAGCCGGCCCAAUUGA
This is a messenger RNA of Syzygium oleosum, 2208 nucleotides long. RefSeq lists its product as uncharacterized. The coding region runs from base 1 to 2208 and encodes 735 amino acids. The transcript has a single exon. The record is from RefSeq and is a predicted model, not a curated record. Lineage: Eukaryota; Viridiplantae; Streptophyta; Magnoliopsida; Myrtales; Myrtaceae.